Molecule: messenger RNA, 4994 nt
Organism: Xenopus tropicalis (tropical clawed frog)
Lineage: Eukaryota; Metazoa; Chordata; Amphibia; Anura; Pipidae
Gene: pdgfrb
Product: platelet-derived growth factor receptor, beta polypeptide
Exons: 23
Coding region: 581-3805 (1074 amino acids)
Biological process (GO): cell migration; cellular response to growth factor stimulus; platelet-derived growth factor receptor-beta signaling pathway
Cellular component (GO): plasma membrane; lysosomal lumen; cytoplasmic vesicle
Molecular function (GO): kinase activity; transmembrane receptor protein tyrosine kinase activity; protein tyrosine kinase activity
Source: RefSeq, a predicted model, not a curated record
UGACACAGAGGGGGGAGUCAUUGGGAGAGGUGGGCGUUACACAUGGAAAAAGAAAGGGAGGAUUGGAAAGAAGUAGAGAGCAAGACAGACUGUUUAGGCAGGAAAAGUGCAACUCUCUUCUGAUUUCCUGAAAGAUGGAACAAUUGUGAUUUUUGUAUCACUGAAGCUGCCAUGUUGGCACAUGUUUCCAUAUACUGAAAUAUCAGGAUAAACUUUUCCCCGCUCAUCUCUGCUUCUAAUUUCCAUCUGUCUGAAGACGUCCCAUAGAGCCGGCUGAACUGGAGGAUGCUGCUCUGAUGGACUUUAUUGCUCAAUAACCAAGGAAUGCCCCAAAACAACUCUUUUGGCAAACCCCUUUUCCUGACUCGCGCUGUAUGAAGCCCAAUGGAAAAAGCUGUCAAACAUUCCAGCGUUAGAAAAAUUUCACUUUCAAGACCUCACUGAGAAGAAAUUCAGACAAGACAGAAACAAACAGGAAGAGCUCGGGGAGAUUUGGGAUCCCUGCUAAACUGCUCCAUCUGGCAGGAGUGGGACCCAGGCUGAUAACCUCUCAGUGCCAGUUAAGCAGGAACCCCAGAAGAUGCAUCUGCUUCAGAUAACAGCUGUGUUACUGGUUGCGAGCAGAACCUCUAGCUUUUCUAUCACACCGCCGGAAGGCUCCGAGAUUGUGCUCGAUCUGUAUAGUACCUACUCCUUAUAUUGUUCCUCAAAUGAAGAGCUUGUGUGGGAACAUGAUGGACAGUUCAUCGAUUCAGCACUUGAGGUUAAAGAUGGCAUCUUCACCCGAAAACUUACCCUUUUUGAUGUGACGGGGCUGAACACAGGGCAGUACUCAUGCUACUUCAAUGAUUCCGUCCAUACCACUGAACCUGUGAAGAAAUCGGUCUAUAUCUUUGUACCAGAUCCAUCUAUGGUUUUUCUGCCAGUGAAAGAGAGUGAAGAGUUUAUUUUCAUUAUUCACAAUGUUGAAAACAUCAUUCCGUGCCGAGUGACGGACCCAAACAUGACUGUGACUCUCCAUGAGAGAAAAGGGGAUACUGACAUCCCUAUGCACUACGACAACAAGAAAGGAUUCAUAGGGGUUUUCAGUGAUAUCAACUACUAUUGCAAAGCUUCAGUUAAUGAGGAGGAGGUUUACACAGAACCAUUUCAUGUCUAUAGUAUACAAGUUUCCACAAUCGACAUGUCAAUUGAAGCAGAGAAGGACUUGGUAAAGAGAGGUGAAAAUAUCACUGUUAGAUGCAUAGUCACUAACAAUGAAAUCCUGAACUUUACUUGGGAUUAUCCUGCCAAGAAGAUAGGAAGGACAAGCACCCCGGACGUGAUAUUUCUGCCCAAUAACAGCAUAGGUUCUGUUUUGACCAUCCACAAUGCUGAUCUCGAUGACUCUGGAACGUACAGUUGCAGCGCUGUGGAGAUGACAUUGGAUCAAUUAGACUCAAAAAAUAUUGAUAUAACUGUAAUAGAACAAGGAUUUGUAAAUAUAAUUACGAAUGAAAGCAGCAUAUCCUAUACUAUCCAGCAUAAAAGCAAAUUAUUUAGAAUCAACAUUGAGUCCUACCCACCACCCACCAUUGUCUGGCUAAAAGACAACAUUACCCUAACAGGCAAUAAAACCAACCAAAUCACUAUUGUGGACAAAGCUACAUCUAAAAACAGGUACACAAGUCACUUAUCCCUUGUGCGAGUGAAAGAACAGGACGCAGGCCUCUACACAAUCAGGGUUUUUAAUGAAGAUACAACUCAAGAGAAGUCUUUCUACCUCCAGAUAAAUGUGCCCCCUGAAAUAACAGAGCUGGUGGAUACCCACCCCGCGAGUGGCAGCCAAAUAGUCACAUGUAUAGCUAAAGGAAUACCAGCCCCAGAAAUGACAUGGCACAUCUGCACUGAACUCAAAAGGUGUAACAGUAAGGACCUGGAGUCAUGGAAACUUCUUGAUAACAAAACAUCAGACCUAGAGUUCCACACCAACAUCAGUUACAUAGUGCUGGAGGGUCCCGGUCCUCACACGGUAAAAAGUGUCCUUCACUUCAAAGGUCUGGAAGAUUCCAUCACAGUCCGCUGCUCAGGCAAAAACCUCCUUGGGAUAAGUUACAGAGAUGCCACACUAGCACCACACCAUUUGCCCUUUAAGAUUGUGCUUGUAUCUGCCAUCCUGGCAUUGGUAGUGCUGGUUCUGCUUCUUUUGAUUAUCCUUGUCGUCUUGUGGCAAAAGAAACCUCGAUAUGAAAUCCGAUGGAAGGUCAUUGAAUCGGUCAGCUCUGAUGGCCAUGAAUACAUAUAUGUUGACCCUUUGCAGCUUCCGUACGAUUCUAGCUGGGAGCUUCCCAGAGAUAAGUUAGUGCUAGGUCGAACACUUGGUUCUGGGGCAUUUGGCAGGGUGGUAGAGGCCACAGCCCAUGGAUUAGGCCACGCCCAGUCGGUCACAAAAGUAGCUGUAAAAAUGCUAAAAUCAACCGCCAGAAGCAGCGAGAAACAGGCUCUCAUGUCUGAGCUGAAGAUUAUGAGCCAUCUUGGGCCACAUCUCAAUAUUGUCAACCUGCUGGCAGCAUGCACCAAAGGCGGACCUGUUUAUAUCAUAACUGAGUAUUGUCGUUACGGAGACUUAGUUGAUUACCUGCAUCGUAACAAGCACACGUUUCUUCAGUGCUAUGCUGAUAAGAGCAGAAAGGACACUGGAGUGUACAGUAACGCUUCUAUUGGGGAAGAACUGCACAGUCAGUUGACAUUUUCCUCUGAAAGCGAUGGAGGCUACAUGGAUAUGACCAAAGAUGACAUGUGUUAUGUGCCGAUGCUAAACCAAAAAGGAGAAAUCAAAUAUGCUGAUAUUGAAACUUCAAACUAUGGCACCACAUAUGAGCUGGAGAAUUACUCAACAGCAGAGAGGACAAACAACGUCAUCCUCAUAAACGAGUCGGCGACUCUCAGUUAUACUGAUCUGAUUGGAUUCAGCUACCAAGUGGCCAACGGAAUGGAAUUCCUUGCCUCAAAAAAUUGUGUUCAUCGUGAUUUGGCAGCAAGGAACGUGCUUAUCUGCGAGGGAAAGCUGGUUAAGAUUUGUGACUUUGGGCUAGCCAGAGACAUCAUGAAGGAUUCCAACUACAUCUCCAAAGGAAGCACAUUCCUCCCUUUAAAAUGGAUGGCGCCUGAGAGUAUUUUCAACAAUUUAUACACAACAUUAAGUGACGUGUGGUCUUUCGGAAUUCUCCUUUGGGAAAUUUUCACUUUGGGUGGAACUCCAUACCCCGAAUUACCAAUGAAUGAACAGUUCUACAAUGCCAUAAAGCGAGGCUACCGAAUGUCAAAGCCUUCCUAUGCUUCAGAGGAAGUAUAUGAAAUCAUGAAAAAAUGCUGGGAUGAGAAGUUUGAGACAAGACCACCAUUUUCUCAGCUGGUGACACUCACAGGGAAUCUUCUGGCUGACACCUACAAACAGAAAUACAAAGAAGUGGAUGAGGAAUUCUUUAGAAGCGAUCAUCCUGCGGUUGUGCGAGUGAGGCCUAGAAUCAAUAAAAUCAACAGCACCAUGAAUACUGGGGAAACUAUAGCAAACAAUAUUCUGUAUUCAGUGGUGCAACCAAAUGACAAUAAUGAUUACAUUAUUCCACUGCCGGAUCCCAAGCCCGAGGAUUCUGAUAACAUAUUUAAUGAGAGUUCCGCCAGUCGUCCGAGCUCUACACUACAGGAAGGCAAUACUUCAUCUACGAUUUCCUGUGACAGCCCCUUGGAGCAGCCAGAUCAGGAUUUAGAACAUGACCCAUGUCAAGAGUGUCAACAGCAGGACAUAGAGGAGAGUUUUCUGUAGCCGGUGGAUACUUUUGAACUGAUCAUUCUCAGAUAAAGACAAUUGAGAGUAUUUCAGCAUUAUGCCAAAGAGUCAAACAGAAAUGAUAAGACCAAAGAAAUGCACUUUGUAUUGGAGCAAAGCUACCAUCUACAGAAAUAUUAUUGCUUGCUCAGCAAAUGUCUACAGAGCACCUUUAUUGGGAAGGAAGGAUGGUUUUGUAAAUAUGAAAAGGUAUGAACUGCAAGGUACUAGUGUUUUUGUUUAAAAAAAACUGCAAAAAUAACUAUAUUAUGAAGAAAAGAAUAUUCUACACACAUUUGACAUUUAUCUAUGUGCAAUAUUUUGAAAUCAGCUCUUGCCGUAUACAGUAUGUGUGAGUCAUGUAGUCCAUGUGCCCUCCUUACGCUUGGGAAGGGAAAGUUCAGUAUUUGCGCAAAUACUUGGAAAUAUUGCACAGAGGAUGAACUCCUAGAACCAAUCAACUUGCACAACUCUAAACAGAUAUUGUUGCUUCUCACACACUGAUUAAAGAAAUGGACCAUCUUAACAAUUUAAAAAAUACAGUCAUUUCUGAGAAAGGACUAAUCAAAACCGACCUACAAGCCAGAAAAAAAGGGAAACACUGUCCAACUGAAUAUAAAUUGGAGCAGCCACGCUGAUACAAUAAUGGACCUCAACCAAAUGGCAGUCAAAUGAAGCAAAGCAGUAGGUGGAGCAGCAAUUAUCCCCAAAUCGGCUUGUAGAACGGUUUAUCCUCUAUUUUUUUCUAAGCAACUCGUUUUAGUUUUUUUUCCCACCAAAAGGCAAAUAUGUUGCUUAAUGAAUAACCUAUGCUACGUAUACAUUUACGUAUAUUUUCUAUGCAUCUUUUUUUCCAGCACUAAAGGUAGACCCUAUAGAAAGAUAUUCUACCUUUACUUGAUAUUUUAAGCUGUCUCAGGCUUGGAAAAUCUUUACCUAAAGCUAGUCAAUCAUGUAAUAUCUCAUUAACGCCACCUCCAACAGCCUACCCAUGGAGGGAUCUCAUCAUUAAAUUUCUGGUGUAUGCUGCAGCACCCAUUUCCCUGCUAUGAAUGCAGUGCCUGAUAAGAAAAUAAAGUACAGUGCCAUACAGAAAUAGGCAAUCAUGCACAAAGAAAAAAUACGUUGGCCCUCAUGUUUCCAUUUACAAAAAACAAUGCGUUAAUACAUUAUUAGUGCCAGAUAU